This is a messenger RNA of Solenopsis invicta (red fire ant), 3236 nucleotides long. It is a transcript of the gene RASSF8, whose product is annotated as ras association domain-containing protein 8. NCBI's taxonomy places the organism in Eukaryota, Metazoa, Arthropoda, Insecta, Hymenoptera, Formicidae. The transcript is spliced from 10 exons. Gene Ontology annotation, biological process: signal transduction. Bases 334 to 2004 code for a protein of 556 amino acids. The record is from RefSeq and is a predicted model, not a curated record.
CCACCGCGUGCGUGUGUGUCGCCGUAGUAGCGCAUCUGUCGUCUCGGUGAUUAUACAUUGGAAGUCGGAACGAGAAAUUAAAAGCCUGUCGGGAGUCAACGUUGGAUUUAUCGCAAUCGUUCCAUUCUCGACAUUGGUCGGACGAUCGUAUCGAGGAAAACCGGUUGGUGUCAUCCGGAGUGAAAAUCUGAUCCAGACGUUUGCACAACCAUUGAUCGCGAGGUUAUGGCUAACGGUCAUACGAAGAUGAGGAACGAUCGAUGUUUUUUGACGCGAGCUGAUUAUGUCCGCGAUACGAGGAAUUAAAUUCGGGACUUGGUAUACCAAGCUAAUAUGAUGGAGUUAAAGGUGUGGGUGGAGGGAAUUCAACGCAUUGUAUGCGGCGUUACUGAGACCACCACCUGUCAAGAUGUGGUAUAUGCACUUGCUCAUGCCACAGCUCAGACAGGGAGAUUUACUUUAGUGGAGCGUUGGCGAACUAACGAGCGUUUGCUGGCUCCUUAUGAGAAUCCUCUUAAGAUUUUAAUGAAAUGGGGUGAAUAUUCUUCGGAAGUUCAAUUGAUUCUGAGACGUUCUACACCAGAAAAUAACAAAACAAAUGCAUUACCAUCGCGAUUGACUUUUGCAUCACGUGCAAAUGGAUUACCAAUUUCAUUAUCUGAACAUGGAACAUCAAGUACAGCUAGUAUACAGGAUGAUAGCAAAAAUAUGUCAACCACUCAAAGUUUAGAUUUCGAUGAUACACAAGGAGGAUUAGAGAGGAACAGAGACACCAGGAAGUCACUCACGUUUAGUGGAUUUCAUGGAGGUAUUACAGAGGGUAGCACAGAGAUUCAAAUGGAGAACAAUGUAGCUGUAGUUCAGCCCACGCCACAUUUGAAGAAUAAAGAUUUAAACGUUCGAAAAAAUAUACAAAAACCAGCACAGUCACCUACACGAGGAACCAAUACUGAAAUUGCAACACAAAAAAAGGUGCGCGAAGUUCCACCUUAUAGAGAACCUCCAGGUCCAGCUUCGCCGCCCUUGCGCACCUUGCCACCUUACCGAGAUCCACCGCCGCCAAAUUUGAACAGUCCCGGAAGAUCGCAAUUUGCGCAUGGUAGUGGAAGUCCUCAUGUGCAUAAAGAUGAUCAGCCAUCUUCUAGUAAUUCCAUGAAAUUGAAAAGAAAUCUUAUCCAGGAAUUUCAAGAUAAAGUGCCUACGCAAUCUGUUAAUCCACUCUCUGUUACGUCACAAAAUAUGACAACUGUUGCUUACACUCAACGAUACGUUGAACUUAUAAGACUAGUCAAUAAGCAACGGGACACUAUUAAUGCUCAACAAGCUGACCUAACAAAAUUUGAUGCAGAAAUAUUAUAUUGGGAAACAAAGAAUAGGGAACAAAUGCAUCAAAUGGAUUAUAUUUCUCAAGAAAUGAAUCGCAUCGAAUCUACUGGUCGUAUCAUCGAGGAACAACUCAAAGAAUUGGCUCACGUAGAAGAAGAAAGCGAAAUAGUUAGGCAGCAGGAAAAAACACUAAAGUCAGAAAUAACAUUGCUUAGAUCAAAGCUUGCCAAUUGCGAAACGGAACUCCUUCAAUGUAAAAAUAAGAUUAGGUUAGUUAUGGAAGAGCUUGCAAUGGAACAACACAAUAUAACCCGCGAGACAGACGAGCGGCAAAUUAUGGAACGGAAAAUAAUUAGCGAAGUGGAGCAUUUACAAAAUGAAGUAGAACAAGCUAAACGCGCAACUGAAUUAGCUUCGCAACAUGCAGAUUCUUUAAAAUUAGAAGUAGUUAACCUGGAGUCAGCAAUUGUCGACAAAAAGCUACAAGUAGAGAGAUUGGUAGCUGAUAUGAAGGAAGCAAAUCUGCAAAGUUUAGCUGCUGCUUGCUCAGAUGAGCAAGUCAAAUCUUUAUUAGAAGGUGCCCAUAAACCUGGAAGUACACGUAAAAUGAUAGGCUCACCAAGGCAGUUAGAAACUGCAGUGCCCACAAGUAAGAAUCCACACGGUGUGUGGGUAUAAAUAAAGAAACCAAUAUACCUGAUAAUACUGUCUUACAUGUGAGAAAGCAUAUCAAAGAAUAUACAUUAAAAUAUUUGUAUGUUAUAUUUUUUAGUAAAGUACGUAAAGUACUUAAUCUUUCUACAUAUCUUUUAUGCAUUUAUUUCAGUAAUAUGAAAUAGUAUUAUUAUGUGUGUCAUAAGUUUUUAUUUUUAUAUAUCUUAUUAAUCCGUCAUUCUAUUUAUAUUCACAAAAUAUAUUUGCGAGAUUAUUAAUCAAAUUUAUAAAUUAUUACAUAAAUUACUCAUAUUUUUGAGAAUACUUAAUAUAUUUUUACAUUUACUCUUGCAUGAUUAUUAGAAAAAAAAGAAAGUUAUUUUGCUUUUGAAUAUUAUAUGAAUUUGUUAACAAAUUAUGAUCGAAUAUAGUGUUUCGGAUGUAUAGAUAGAUUAUGUAUAAGAAGUAGUUAAGUCUAAAAAUCAAAAUUAUUAGUACGCUCUAUUUUAAUUGUGUACUUACAUAUAGCUAUCUUAUAAUUCUUUUAGUAUUAAGAAAUAUUUUGCCAUAAUAGAUUUAAUUAUGGUUUUUAUUUUUUUUAGAUUAAUCGAAAACCUUUUUAAGAAUUAAUAUUAAUAAUCGAUCUAAUUACAUAAUAUUUUUAUGAUUUAUUAAUGCCAUAUUAACCGUGAAACUGUAAAAGAGUUUGAGAAGUUUACAUCUGAAAUAUAUUAAUCAGAAAAAUCAAUGUUUAAAUUGCAAAAGAAUUUGUUUAUUCAAAAAUUCUUUAAAUUUGAAAGUUUGCAAUUGAUUUUAAUAUAUAAAGAUGCAUAAUUUCAAAAAUAUAAUUUGAUGCAAUUUAAUUUACAAUUCUGCGGUUUUGGCAUAGCAUCGACAAUAUACAAUUAUACAAAUACAUAAUUUUUAUAGAUAAAUCUCAAGUAUUUUUAUGACUCAUUGAUAUUUUUAUUAAGAACAUUUAUUUUGUGUAUCUAUAAGAUUACACCGUUAGAGUUAAAAUACAUCUUAUAGUAUUAAACAGAAAUAUUAUAAUCAAUGUCUACAAUGUAUUUGAACAGCAUAAUUGUGCAAUAAUUGAUCAUAUGAUGUUUAUCUGGAAAACAACAAUGUAUUUUUACGUGCAUACAUUCAUAUAUACAAUUUAUGCGUUCUAUAAUAGUAUUGUUCUAGUAAAACAGUCCUAGUUUAAUUACUCUAAUUAAAUUUUUCUGGCUGAAAUAAAUAUCUGUUGCAUA